AUGUACAAAUUCAGGGACCAUUACCUUUGGGAGUCUAGGAAUCAGAAGAUUUUCAACCAAGAAAACCCUCAUCCUGUUAGAGUGAUACACAAGGCUGCUUCUAUAGGAGCUAGUUUCUGGGAAGCUAGCGUCAUUUUGACAAACCAGUCGCCCCCACCUCCAACCAUCAAAUGGAAUCCUGCUGCUCCUAGCUAUUUGAAGAUCAACUUUGAUGGCUCGGUUCGUUUCGAUGGAAACUGUUCGGCGGGUUAUGUUAUUAGGGAUUCAAAUGGUUCCCCUCUAUAUGCUAGCACUUGUUCUUGUGGUAUAUAUGUGCUUAUUGCUGAAGGUCAUGCUCUUCUGGACGGGAUAAUAAUUGUGCCAUUGCUCUGUGCUUUGGAGACUUACGACCAUAGUGGACAACAGCAAAGCGUGGAUUCCUCAUUUGAAAAUCAAUGUGAACAAAGCAUUUGA
Prunus armeniaca (apricot) is the source of this 453-nucleotide messenger RNA. Lineage: Eukaryota; Viridiplantae; Streptophyta; Magnoliopsida; Rosales; Rosaceae. The record is from the annotation of a GenBank genome assembly.